This is a messenger RNA of Drosophila rhopaloa, 942 nucleotides long. Its product is annotated as lipopolysaccharide-induced tumor necrosis factor-alpha factor homolog. The transcript has 3 exons. NCBI's taxonomy places the organism in Eukaryota, Metazoa, Arthropoda, Insecta, Diptera, Drosophilidae. Bases 166 to 660 code for a protein of 164 amino acids. The record is from RefSeq and is a predicted model, not a curated record. Gene Ontology annotation, molecular function: zinc ion binding.
AGCGCCGAGCGAAGUGCAAAAGACGCCGUCUAGUAGUAAAUACGCAAAGUAAACAAAACCACUCCAUCGGCUGAACGUGGAACCGGAAUCUCUUACUCAUUGUCAAGAAAAAAAGCAGCUGAACUUCGCACUCGAACUCGGGUUUGAUAGUGUUUUGUUUUAAAUAUGGACCAGAAGCGAGCCAUGCUGUAUCCGCAAGUGGAUUUCAACACCCCGAGUGCCCCCUCGCCGACGCCAACGAGGGAUUUGGCCAAUCCCAUGAGUCUGCACGUGGAGGCACCUCCAUCGUACGACAUGGCCAUCUCGGUUCCAGUGGUUCCGGUGGUUUCCGCACCAGCGAUUGCCCCAUCACUGCCGCCAGUGGUUGUUGUCGAGCAGCCAGCAUUGCAGCCACCUACUGUGGUUCCGAUCGAUGCCCUGAAUCUCGGUCCAAAUCGAAGUAGGGUCCUCUGCCCCGCCUGUGGUGCCCACAAAACCACGAGGAUGACUCACACAGCUAAUUCUAGGACGCAUAUGGUUGCAGGUCUUCUCUGCUUAGUGGGUUUUUGCUGUUGCGCUUGUUUCGUCCCCUAUUGCAUGAAUAGUUGUCGCACAGGAAACCACUAUUGUCGCAAAUGUAACACCUUCCUGGGAGCCUACAAUCCAAAAGGAAUGAACUGAAGAUAAGACUGCGAUAAGAUGUGAUCUAAAAAGACGGAUAAAAAGAGAUAUAACCGUUGGAAGUUAUAUGCAAACACAAAUCAGCUGAUGUUUGUCUGCGAAUAAAUUAAGGUUGUACAGAAGCCAAUGGCUAAGACGCAAAGCGUUAAAGAUAAACUAAAGGGAAGCAGAAAAUGGUCAUCAAUUAGUUAAGAGUAUUUGAGGUGGCUAAAAAUAAGUUAAAAGAUUUCCCACUUCCACUAAAGCGAUAAACACUAUAAUAAACAUAGGCAAAACCGCUUA